AUGGAGAAAGCCAACGUAACAGCCAUGAAAGAAUUUUACUUCAUAGAUCUCUCUGAUCUUCUAGAAGUGCAGCUUUCCCUUUUUGUGAUGAUUCUGCUGAUCUACUUGAUCACUUUGGCAGGGAAUGGUGCUAUCCUCAUAGCAAUAGCGACAGAUGUUCGCCUCCAGACUCCCAUGUACUUCUUCCUCAGUAAUUUAUCUAUACUGGAUGUCCUUUGCCCAACUGUCACAGUGCCAAAGAUGCUGCAGAUAUUCUUGUCAGAGGAUAAAACCAUAUCAUUUUCUGGCUGCAUGCUUCAGCUAUUCUUUCUCAUUUAUGUGGUGGGCACAGAAGUUUUCCUUCUAGCAGUGAUGGCAUAUGACCGCUAUGUUGCCAUAUGUAGCCCCUUGCAUUAUACAACCAUCAUGAGGAAAAGACUGUGUGCUCAGCUGGCUGUUGGGACCUGGAUAAUUGGCUUUAUUAAUUCUAUGAUUCAUACUUCUCUGACCUUUACAUUAUCUUUUUGUGGGCCCAAUAAAGUUAACCAGUAUUAUUGUGAUAUCCCUCCAGUGCGUGCCCUCUCUUGCUCUUCUACCUUCCUCGCUGAACUAGUCCUCCUUCUUGUGGGUGGUAUUUUAGGAGGUAGUGCUUUUCUCAUCACCCUGAUCUCCUACAUCUAUAUAAUUUCUACGAUUCUGUACAUGUCUUCUACUGAAGGCAAGCGUAAAGCUUUCUCUACUUGUGGUUCCCACUUGGCUGUAGUUUGCCUGUUUUAUGGGACCACCAUUGCCACCUAUGUUCGUCCAACAUCCACCUAUUCACCCAAGCAAGACAGGAUUGUUUCCAUGUUGUAUGGAGUAAUCACUCCCAUGAUAAACCCAAUGAUAUACAGCCUGAGAAAUCAGGAUGUUAAAAGGGCUUUGACAAAAGCACUUGACCUGAAUGUCUUUUCUUAA
This is a messenger RNA of Eublepharis macularius, 936 nucleotides long. Its product is annotated as olfactory receptor 5V1-like. Lineage: Eukaryota; Metazoa; Chordata; Lepidosauria; Squamata; Eublepharidae. Gene Ontology annotation, biological process: G protein-coupled receptor signaling pathway. The coding region runs from base 1 to 936 and encodes 311 amino acids. Gene Ontology annotation, molecular function: G protein-coupled receptor activity; olfactory receptor activity. The record is from RefSeq and is a predicted model, not a curated record. Gene Ontology annotation, cellular component: membrane. The transcript has a single exon.